This is a messenger RNA of Brassica oleracea var. oleracea, 462 nucleotides long. RefSeq lists its product as uncharacterized. The record is from RefSeq and is a predicted model, not a curated record. Bases 1 to 462 code for a protein of 153 amino acids. The transcript is spliced from 2 exons. NCBI's taxonomy places the organism in Eukaryota, Viridiplantae, Streptophyta, Magnoliopsida, Brassicales, Brassicaceae. Gene Ontology annotation, molecular function: RNA-DNA hybrid ribonuclease activity; nucleic acid binding.
AUGGAAAGCCCACCUCCACAAUGGAUUAAAUGCAACACUGACGCUGCUUGGCACAAAGACCAACAGAGAUGUGGAGUUGGCUGGAUCAGUCGAGAUGAAUAUGGGAGAAUGCUGUGGGCUGGGGUGAGAAGUUUUCAGAGAUUGGGGUCACCUAUAGAAACAGAAGCAGAAGGUAUUAAAUGGGCGAUUCAUUCCAUGUCUCGCCUUGGCUACAAACAGGUGAUCUACGAAACAGAUUCGCAGGUUUUUGCGAAGAUGAUCAACGGGCAUGAAGAAGUGUGGUCAAAGCUCAAACCACUAAUUCAAGAGAUUCAACAUGACAUUUCUGGAAUCCUCACUACAAGAUUGUGUUAUAUACAAAAGAAGAAUCAUGUCCCUAAGUUGUAUUCUAUUGUGCCUGAUUGGUUGAAACUUGCGUUUGAGACUGAUAUGUCUGAUGUAAGUUCAAACAAUGUUGGUUAA